UUUACAAUUAGAAUGAGUGGCUGUACAGUUGACUUUCCGAUUUACGGCAUCACAAGUAUUGAUAAUGUCCGAGUUGCCUUAUGUGGGGGUGGUGGCGGAAUGAAGUCUGGAGUCCCAAAUGUGGUGGAAGUGUACGACACACGGGGUAAAGGUAUGGUACUCUCAUACAGGUAUGAUUGUGAGAGUGUGGCUCCCACUUGUAUUGCAGCUCACCCUGGUGAACCUAUCCUCGCUGUGGGGGUGGAUCACAACUUACUUAUUCUCGAGAUCGAGAAGAAACAGAAGCUGAACAAGCAAGUUCCUACGCUAAAGAAAAUUUUUGAAAGAGAAGUUGUCAAGGUUACAAAGAAUGCAGAGAUAGUGAAAUGUGUGACGUUCUGUUGUUUUGGAGAGAAGUUGGUAACAGUGGGGGAGGAUCACAGUAUAACUAUCUGGGAGUACCCGAGUAUGGUGAAGCGUUGGCGGCUAACCCAGCACCUGAGCGAAGUGACCCAAGUAACAGCUCACACCAUGGGGGAGCCGGAGAUAGUGACCUCGACCCGGAGCAGCGAGUGUUUUGUGUGGGAUGUGGAGACAGGAAUGCAGAAGGGACAGCUGAAGUAUGCUGGUACCGUGCCUAAUGCUAAGUACCGCUACAGGAAUAUCAGGUAUGGACCCUUAGGGGAGACCUUCUAUUCUGUUAUAGUACCAGUAGCUUGGAGCAAUAAAACAUCCUUCUCUCACCUGGUAAAAUACGACACUACCACUACUCCUUGGUCUAUCACCAGAGAGUACGCAGUAAGAGGUGAGCCUCUAUCAGAGCUCGCUAUCUCUUCUGACGAGACGUUUGUAGCUACUUCUAGUUCUAACGGGCAUGUUUACAUAUUUGAUGCACAUACUUUAGGGCUGAGAAGACGUAUAUUUGAAGCGCACGGCUUGUUUGUGACAGGACUUUGUUUCACCUCAAGCCACGCAGACGACCAGUUUAAGUUGUUGAGUGUAAGCGCAGAUAGGGAGUGUAAAGUGCACAACCCUCACGUGGCUGACCCUGUUAGGUUCCUUAAGGCAGCCCUCAUUGUACUGCUCUUUAUUGGUGCCCUAUAUCUGAUAUUCUGCUUCCUGAGCUCCUCUGAUUUACUGCCACACAUUGAUGACUUUGAUAAUGACCCUAUCGCUGAGGAUCAUCAUGAACACAGUCAUCACAACGAACUGUAGUUGGUUGUGUUACCAUGGUUACUUGAGUAUUGUAUAUGGUUACUUAUUGCUGAAUGCGGUAGUGUUACCAUGGUUUUGGUUACUUAAUUUAAAACAUUUUUACGGUAAUACAUUGCUGAAGUGUGAUUAGCAUGGCUUUGAUUAGAUAAGAACUGUAGUUACUAAGUUUUCCAACAGUUCUAUUUGCCAGUGGGUACUCAAGAUCUAAAACCAGAAUUCUCUAUUUAUUUAUAGUUGUUUUAGUACCUCUGGGUUGAUAAUACCAAAUUAGAACUUUAUUGCUAAAUUUUGUAGAUGUUUUUCCAGCAAGCCUAAAUUUUAAAUACUUUUGUUUAAGAUCUGUUCAUUACAUGGGUAGAUAGCUGAACCUGACUAUGAUCUUUUUUGUUUUCUUUUAUUCCUGAUAUUAAAUAAGAGUGUUAAAGUGUAGAUUUAAUGAUUUUGUAAAGAGUUUUUGAAUUUUGAUACUUCAGAAAUGAUUAAUUGUUGAUGUUAUUUAUUAUUGAAUCCAAUUUCUGAAACAUUUUGCGGAAAUUA
Bolinopsis microptera is the source of this 1731-nucleotide messenger RNA. RefSeq lists its product as uncharacterized. Gene Ontology annotation, biological process: protein secretion. Gene Ontology annotation, cellular component: endoplasmic reticulum membrane. Bases 13 to 1194 code for a protein of 393 amino acids. NCBI's taxonomy places the organism in Eukaryota, Metazoa, Ctenophora, Tentaculata, Lobata, Bolinopsidae. The record is from RefSeq and is a predicted model, not a curated record. The transcript is spliced from 9 exons. Gene Ontology annotation, molecular function: guanyl-nucleotide exchange factor activity; protein binding; GTPase activator activity.